UUUUUCAUGUGCAAGUAGGAUAAAAACUUCGUUCUGCUGGUAGUAGUGCACGCCUAAUCUAAGGGAGUAAACGUAGUGACGUCAUCGUUGAGCGCCUCUGCUGGCCUUCGAAAUGGGCUUGACUCCUGAGCCUUGAUUACUUCAAUUGUCCCCUCCGAAUAUCAACUUUUUAAUAAAGAAACUCCUGUUCGCGAUGACAUUUGGAGGUGGUUUGGUAGAUGAGGUGAACCAGGUGAUUUCAGAACUGGUUCCUGUGCGGGCUGACUGGCUUGCAAGUUUCAGUUCCUGUGCAGUACAAUAAAGCUACUGGCUUUGUCUGAGGAUAGCAAUGAAACCAGCUCAGGAGCGUAAUCAGGAGUGCCUGCCUCCUAAGAAAAGGGAUCUCCCAAUAAGUAACAGCAGCAGUGGAGCUGGAGGGACAGUGGGAGGUGGGGUUCCAGUCGGAGGGGCUAACAGCGGAGCUGGCAGUGCUGCUGGUGGUAUUGCAGAAGAGGAAGUGGUUUCCAUCCAGAAUUGUGGAGCCAGCAGUGAAACUCAGGGAGGGACCCCCUCUGGAGAGUGGCUGCGAGCUCAGCCAGGGCUUCAUUAUGGAGUGGAUAAUUCUGACAGCAUACCGGCAGUGCCCGUUGACCAGUACAGUAUGCUCUACAAAGUGGCCCUUCCAUCUGCUACCUACUCACCUACCAGUUUACACCCAGUGUUAAGCCACAUUUCUCCAGCCUAUACUGUACACUCUCCCCUCCUGCAGCAUCAUCCUGGCAUUCCCUAUCCCCCUCUUGGUUAUGCACAGAUCCCUCAUUCUUCUCUCCAGUUUGUCAGUUCCCCUUAUGCAGCAGUACCUUACGCGCUCCCCCCUGGUUUUGUCCCAGGAUCAUUAAUCUCUCCCUCAGGGACCAUCCCGCAGCCCCAUGCUGUGUCCCACCUUGUUCCCUACCCAUCUGUCAUACAAGAAGGUGUUGUUUCUCCACCUCCUCAGGCCCAGGUGGCUGCUCAUACCUUUGCCAAAGUUGCAGCUUCCAGUGGUGUCCCACUGAUGCUGCCCUCAGAGCAAGCUGCCCAGCAGCACCUUGGUACUGUUGGAGUCCUGCCUGCAACAGAGCUUAGCUCCCGAGGGAUGCCCAUCUUCUGCCACCCUCAGGGAGCAAGGGGUGUCACUGCUGUCAGAGACUGCCACAGUUCCCAGCAGGAGAAUGAAUUGGAGGUGAAUGGAGGGGACAAAGAGCAGGGAGCCAGAGAGGUUGUACCAGACUCGGUCUACACUGCCAGAAAUGCACGUCUACCACAGGUUGCAUCCAGCUCAGCAUCACAGGAGCACAGCCAAGACAAAGUCCUGCAGAACCGAAGACUGGAAGAGAGAAGUUCUCCUGGUCAGCGCAGCACUCCGGACAGUGACCUGGAGGUGCAGCAGGUGGUUGGGCGUUUGGUUUCCUCUAACCAAAGUGGUAUCGGAGCACGAAAAGAGGUCUCCUUUGCUCCCUUGAACCUCUCUCAGGGUGGCCACAGAGCCAGAGAUGUCCACGGAGAGAGUCCAGGUGUAAUUUCCAGCCGAACGGCGUAUGCGGUGCAGAACGCGAGUUACAGUGAUCACAGAGUCACCGCCCUCCAGCAGCAAGCAGGACAGCCAGGCCACGCUGUCAUGCUUGCCAAUGGGCAACCGGUACUUAUUCCCUUGGAGUGUCAUCCGCAUCAGCAACCACAGCAACACUACCCGGGACAGGCUAAUGAUGCCUCAGCCAGCCAUGCCUCUACCACACUGGCCUCCCCUAGCCCAAGCUUUAAAGCCUCUGAUUCUUCAGCCAGAGUGUGCCUCUCCGAAAGGGUGGAGCCAGUCACAGCUCAGCAGCAGCCUCACCCGCAGCCUCCAGUCCAGCCUACAGCAGAUGCGACUCAGGCCUUAACUUCAAGCCUUGCUCCCGCACCGGCUUCUUGCAACCCAUCGCACUUCAUGAAGGGGGCAAUUAUUCAGCUGGCUACUGGGGAGCUGAAGCGUGUGGAGGACCUGCAGACUCAGGAUUUUGUGCGUAGCGCCGAAGUGAGCGGAGGGCUUAAAAUCGACUCAAGCUUGGUGAUGGACAUCCGCGCCAGCCAGCAGAGACCCGGCCUGGUUUCACUUCAUUUUACUGUGGGGGAGCAGCAGAGCAAAGUGACCAUCGACGUGCCCCCGGAGCACCCCUUCUUUGUCUUUGGCCAGGGAUGGUCAUCUUGCAGCCCCGAACGCACGGCCCAGCUCUACGGCUUGGCCUGCCAUCAUCUACAAGUUGGUGACAUGUGUGUGUCCAUCACCCUGCAGCAGCAGCAGCAGCAGCCACCGCUUCCUCCACAACAACUGAAGCAACCACAGCACCAUCAUUCACAAACGCAACAACAACAGAACCUGUCCAGGACUAUAAGCAAAGCCAAUGCUAUAUCAGGACCUGGUCACCAGCUAAUGGGGCCUCCAGCCCCUCAGCAGUCACGGCCACCAUCUCAUUUCAGGUUGGACCGCAUUCACAGAGAAAGACAGAAGGAUGGAGAGAAAGAUUUGGCCGAUAAAGAGGAAGCCAUACAGCUCGGGGCUGUAGGCCGCACUGAGUCUCCCAUCAGACCAAGUAGGACCUCAGGAGAGCAUCCAAGGAGCCAGAGCAGUUACCACUUGCACACAGAAGGCUCUGCUUUUGCAGAGGCAGGGAUGGGAGCAAUGCAGGCUGCACUAGGUGCCUCACAGAGACGCUGGUCCUCGCCUGGCCUCCGGAGAUACAGUAUGAAGGGAGACGAAGGGCCACGCCCUCAGAUAAUCAGCUCCAGCCACACAAGGCCUUCUUUCAUCCCACAGGAGGUCAAACUGUCCAUUGAGGGGCGCUCUAAUGCAGGGAAGUAGCAUCACAUUUGGUAGCAACUAUAGAUGAGACUGCCACAAGUAAGAAUGAGUCUGACAAGGAGAGAAAGAGGGAAAAAAAAGAGUGUGAAUGUAUCCUCAGAAUGUUUGAGAUUUUGCACACCUAAAAUAUACAAAAAAAUGACCAGAUCUUUGUCUGUCUGGUGAGAAGUUUGAUUUUGUUCGAAUGCCACUCAGCCAAAAGAUGCAGACCUUUCGGUCUCCAGCCAGCUGAGUUCAUGGCGGCAAGGGAGGGGGGGGGCAUAAAAAGUGGAGUAGAAAGUAUGUAGCUGAAGAAAUGCCUACCAUAGAGUCCUUAUACGCUGCAUUUCUCUUCCUCCCUCCCUCCUCCCUCUCCACUUCCUCUUAACCAUACUUGGAGGUUUCCAUUGCAUUCAAAUCACUCUAGCUUCCUUUUUGACCAGACCGUCUCUUCAGAAGAACACAGACUACAGAAAAAUAAUAUACGUGUAUCGCAGUGAAACUACCAACCCUGCAAGUCGCGAUCUAUUAAAAAGAUCACCGCCAGGGAUCUUUAAUCUGCUUCACUGCUAAGAUCCUAUUUCUAUGAAAAG
Haplochromis burtoni (Burton's mouthbrooder) is the source of this 3429-nucleotide messenger RNA. RefSeq names its product ataxin 1-like (gene atxn1l). The coding region runs from base 329 to 2857 and encodes 842 amino acids. NCBI's taxonomy places the organism in Eukaryota, Metazoa, Chordata, Actinopteri, Cichliformes, Cichlidae. The record is from RefSeq and is a predicted model, not a curated record. Gene Ontology annotation, cellular component: nucleus. The transcript has 3 exons. Gene Ontology annotation, biological process: anatomical structure development; regulation of DNA-templated transcription. Gene Ontology annotation, molecular function: RNA binding; protein binding.